CAUCAUCCUUGCAUACAGUACGUCUUGUCCGAGGUAGAGGGACCUUUAUACAGACUGUAGAUCUAGAGUUCAUGAUCUAAAACAUACAUGUCACAGCAUACCGUCAUAGACAUGCCAUCAUCUCUCGCUACCACCGGCUCAGACAAGUAUUCUGUCAUCUUACCGACAUACAACGAAAGACGUAAUCUACCCAUCAUCGUUUGGCUUCUCGCUCGGACUUUCGAAACCAGUGGAAUAUCAUGGGAGGUGAUAGUGGUAGAUGAUGCUAGUCCUGAUGGUACGCAAGAAGUAGCUCGGCAAUUAGCAACGGUUUAUGGGGAGGAUAGAGUGAUUCUCAAACCCCGCGCUGGGAAACUCGGUCUUGGGACGGCAUAUGUUCACGGAUUGAACUUUUGCACGGGAAACUUUGUCAUCAUCAUGGAUGCUGAUUUCUCUCAUCACCCAAAAUUUAUACCCGAAUUCAUCAGACAACAAAAACUACACAAUCUCGAUAUAGUUACAGGAACUAGGUAUUCUUCCUAUUCCAAACCUUUCUCAAAAGAUGUAGGUCUAGGACCUGGUGGAGUACACGGAUGGGAUUUGAAAAGAAAAUUAGUAUCGCGAGGUGCGAAUUUCUUAGCGGAUACUUUGCUUCGACCUGGGGUUAGUGAUUUGACUGGAAGUUUUCGAUUAUAUCGAACAAACGUCAUAAAAGACAUUAUAUCAAGAUGUACUUCUAAAGGUUAUGUAUUCCAAAUGGAAAUCAUCGUCAGAGCUCGUUCUCUUGGUUAUACAGUAGGAGAAGUACCUAUAACAUUUGUCGAUAGGAUAUUUGGUGAAAGUAAAUUAUCUGGGAAUGAGAUUGUUGGUUAUGCUAAAGGUGUUGCUGGUUUAUGGUGGACUGUAUGAAAAAGAUGGAAUUUCUUUC
This is a messenger RNA of Tremella mesenterica DSM 1558, 907 nucleotides long. RefSeq lists its product as uncharacterized. The coding region runs from base 88 to 888 and encodes 266 amino acids. NCBI's taxonomy places the organism in Eukaryota, Fungi, Basidiomycota, Tremellomycetes, Tremellales, Tremellaceae. Gene Ontology annotation, biological process: protein O-linked glycosylation via mannose; GPI anchor biosynthetic process. The transcript is spliced from 8 exons. Gene Ontology annotation, cellular component: endoplasmic reticulum membrane. Gene Ontology annotation, molecular function: dolichyl-phosphate beta-D-mannosyltransferase activity. The record is from RefSeq and is a predicted model, not a curated record.